AUGUCCAACCAGCAGAUCGCAAUCGUCUCCGUCUACGACAAGACCGGCCUCCUUGAUCUUGCCAAGGGCCUGGCUGAGAACAAUGUCCGCAUCCUGGCCUCUGGAGGUACUGCGCGCAUGAUCCGCGAGUCCGGGUUUCCUGUCGAGGAUGUCUCCGCCAUCACUAAGGCUCCCGAGAUGCUCGCGGGCCGUGUAAAGACCCUUCACCCCGCCGUUCACGCGGGUAUCCUAGCCCGAGACCUUGCCUCCGACGAGAAGGAUCUUGCCGACCAGAACAUCAACAAGGUUGACUUCGUCAUCUGCAACCUCUAUCCCUUCAAGGACACCGUUGCGAAGCCCGGUGUGACCAUUCCCGAGGCUGUUGAGGAGAUCGAUAUCGGUGGCGUUACACUUAUCCGGGCAGCUGCCAAGAACCACACCCGCGUUACUAUCCUCACCAACCCCGCCGACUACCCCGAGUUCCUGAAGGAGCUCCAAGCCGGAACCAUCUCCGAUGCGACCCGCCAGCAGUACGCCCUCAAAGCGUUCGAGCACACCGCCGACUACGACGCUGCCAUCUCUCAGUUCUUCCGCCAGCAGUAUGCCUCCGACGGAACCAAGCUGAUCAACCUCCGCUACGGUAACAACCCCCACAUGAAGCCCGCGUGCGCCUACGUGACCGAGGGAGAGCUCCCCUUCAAGAUUCUCAACGGCGGCCCCAGCUCCAUCAACCUCCUUGAUGCGCUCAACGCUUGGCAGCUCGUAAAGGAGCUCAAGGCCGCCCUCAAGAAGCCUGCGGCCGCCAGCUUCAAGCACGUCUCGCCCGCGGGCGCCGCCAUUGGCAUCCCCCUGACGGCGGAGGAGAAGCAAGUUUACUUCGUCGAUGAUAUCGAGGGCAUUGACGCCUCCGGACUUGCCCAGGCAUAUGCUCGUGCUCGUGGUGCUGAUCGCAUGAGCAGCUUUGGCGAUCUGAUCGCUCUCAGUGACAUCGUGGAUUAUCCCACUGCCAAGAUCAUUUCUAGGGAAGUCUCGGAUGGUGUUGUGGCUCCCGGAUACGAGCCCGAGGCCUUGGAGCUCUUGAAGAAGAAGAAGGGCGGCAAGUACCUCGUGCUCCAGAUGGAUCCCACUUACCAGCCUCCUCGCAUGGAGUCCCGCAUCAUCAACGGUGUCACCAUUUCUCAGCCCAGGAACGACGCUGAGAUCACCCCCGCCUCCUUCACCAAUAUCAUCACCCCCAAGGACCUCACGACCCUCUCCGAAGAUGCUCUCAGGGACCUUACCGUCGCCACUAUUGCCGUCAAGUACACUCAGAGCAACUCCGUCUGCUAUGCCGCCAGGGGCCAGGUUGUCGGUCUAGGUGCGGGUCAGCAGUCCAGGAUCCACUGCACCCGACUGGCCGGUGAUAAGGCGGAUAACUGGUGGCUUCGAUUCCACCCCCGAGUGCUCGGCAUCAAGUGGAAGAAGGGCACCAAGCGUCCCGAGAAGAGCAACGCUAUCGACCUCCUCGUCAGUGGACAACUGCCCAAGGACGGACCGGAGCGAGAGGCCUUUGAGGCUGUAUUUGAGGAAGUCCCCGCCGCUUUCACGGAUGCUGAGAAACAGGAGUGGCUCGGCAAGUUGACCGACGUCGCCGUCUCUAGCGACGCCUUCUUCCCCUUCACCGACAAUGUCUACCGGGCGGCUAGGUCCGGAGUCAAGUACAUUGCUGCUCCCGGCGGCAGCCAGAACGACCAGCCCGUCUUCCAGACCGCCGAGCAGCUAGGCAUUACGUUCGUCCAGCAGAACAUCCGCCUCUUCCACCACUGA
Molecule: messenger RNA, 1785 nt
Organism: Scedosporium apiospermum
Lineage: Eukaryota; Fungi; Ascomycota; Sordariomycetes; Microascales; Microascaceae
Product: Bifunctional purine biosynthesis protein ADE17
Exons: 3
Coding region: 1-1785 (594 amino acids)
Biological process (GO): 'de novo' IMP biosynthetic process
Cellular component (GO): cytosol
Molecular function (GO): IMP cyclohydrolase activity; phosphoribosylaminoimidazolecarboxamide formyltransferase activity
Source: RefSeq, a predicted model, not a curated record